This is a messenger RNA of Danaus chrysippus (African queen), 906 nucleotides long. The record is from the annotation of a GenBank genome assembly. NCBI's taxonomy places the organism in Eukaryota, Metazoa, Arthropoda, Insecta, Lepidoptera, Nymphalidae.
AUGGCCCUGUCGCUGCAGUCCAACCAGAGCUCGCGAGGAGUUUCUGUAAGAUCACUAUCAAGUAUGAGAGAGGAAUCGUUGCCGAUGUUGGCUGAGAGGAUACUAGCGAGCCGUGCUGCUGCUCUAGUGGCCGGUCUACCUGCGGAGCUGUAUUCCGGAGCGUUACUAGCAGCCUGGCCGCCAUCACCGCCCGCGCCUCUACUGCCUCCACCAGCUCCGGAAAUAGAGAGAGCAAGGAAACGACGGCGAACGCCGAAACUAGACGAUACAACCUCCCCGGCACCACCAUCACCACCGUCCUCGGGCUCGUCACCAGGAGCCACCGACCCACCGCGAGAUAAACUGUUCACCUGUAAAGUGUGUUCGAGAUCAUUCGGAUACAAACAUGUCCUGCAAAACCACGAGCGAACACACACCGGUGAAAAACCAUUCGAGUGCGGCGAGUGCCACAAGCGGUUCACUCGUGACCACCACUUGAAGACACACCUUCGCCUGCACACGGGCGAGAAGCCGUACAGUUGUCCGCACUGUCCGCGUCACUUCGUACAAGUCGCUAAUCUGAGGAGACAUCUCCGGGUGCACACGGGAGAGAGGCCCUACGCCUGCGCUCGCUGUCCAGCCCGAUUCUCAGAUUCGAAUCAGCUCAAAGCUCAUGCUUUGGUACACGAAGGUGACGCCCCGUUCGCUUGCCGAUGUGGAGCGAGAUUCAGAAGACGACAGGCUGCAGCCCUGCACCGCUGUCCGAGCGGCGGCUGCGAGCCCGGCACGCCCAGCCCGCCAGCCUCGAUCGCCCCGGACUGGCGCUGGGACGACUGGCCGGAGCAGACCGAGCCAGAAGACCUGUCUCUACCCCGAAGACCGGCGACUCCGGAUUCGCCGACUGACUUGCGCGUGCACGCGGCGUAG